CUUCAUUCCUGUAUUUUACUAAAUUGUUAUUAGAAGAUUUCAUUAUAUUAAUUAAUUAAUUAAUCUAUAUACACAUAUGGGGAACUACAUCUCUUGCAGUCUAUCAGCAGGAGGAGGAAACAAGCAGUGGAGAGGUAUAAAGGUGAUAUUCCCAUGUGGAGAGAUACGCAAAAUUGAAGAAGCAGUGACAGCAGCUGAGCUUAUGGUUGAGAUGCCAAGUUUCUUCGUAGUAAACACUCGUUCACUACAGAUUGGAAGAAGGUUUUGUGCCCUCAAUGCCGAUGAAGAACUUGAGUAUGGCAACGUUUACGUGAUGAUUCCAAUGAAGAAGCUUAACUCCGCUGUCACAGCAGCUGAUAUGGGUACCUUGCUACUCACUGCUAAAAGGGUCUCUGCCAAAGGGAACAAGAUUCUUCCUACUGCUGAAUCUAUCUUGGAAAUGGAAUCACAACCAAAGUUGAACUUGGAUGACAUUGAUCAAGAGUUGUCUAUGCACAGAUUGUCUUUAUGCAGCAGCAGGUCAAAGAAGCCUUUGUUGGAGACCAUAGCAGAAGAAACAGUGUGCUGAAGCUGAAUACAAAUUCAAACCUUGCUUUCUUCUAAUCUGAGCUACUAAGCACAAAGUCCAGCUUGUGGCUUUCUUUUUCUCUUUUUGUGAUUGAUUUGUGUCGUGCUCCAUAUUGUUAUGAGUUACACACUUACACGGGCAUAUCAUUUUUAGGAUUUUUAUUUGUUAUAUGUAUGAUGAUUAGAUUUGUAUGUAUGAACUAUAAUCAACAUUCAACUUAACUAAUUCAAAACGUUAUGUUAUAUUAGGCUAUCUAAUAUUCAA
Trifolium pratense (red clover) is the source of this 832-nucleotide messenger RNA. RefSeq lists its product as uncharacterized. The transcript has a single exon. The record is from RefSeq and is a predicted model, not a curated record. NCBI's taxonomy places the organism in Eukaryota, Viridiplantae, Streptophyta, Magnoliopsida, Fabales, Fabaceae. Bases 77 to 568 code for a protein of 163 amino acids.